AUGAAUGGUCGGCACACGCCGUACGAAUUAUCGUUCGACCUCUGGAAAAAAUUCAAAGAGGACGAGGUUACGGAAGUGGUAAAGUCCUGCGAAAGGCGUCUUGAGAAUAGUGGCCGUGUGGUUUCGGCAUGGCCUCCGGUUGGUGCGAAGAAUUCUGAGGUGUGGAUAAAGAUGAUCGAUAUCUGGAAACUAUUGGAUGCGACUCUGAAAAAAAGAGCGGGAUCUGGACAGUUAUCUAGAACGGCAAACUCGAAAAUAGAGGAAGAAUAA
Messenger RNA from Haemonchus placei, 270 nucleotides. The record is from the annotation of a GenBank genome assembly. Lineage: Eukaryota; Metazoa; Nematoda; Chromadorea; Rhabditida; Trichostrongylidae.